AUGGGUAGUGGGAACACGUCACUGUCUUCAAGUCCCGACAAGGUAUCGAAUGCCAAGAAAAGAAUAAGAUUUAAUCCUGAGAAUAAAUCCACAAAUAAUUCUUAUUUCAAUUUUCUUGCUUCAUUUUCUUCUUCCUCUUCUCUCAACGCUCCACCGUCUCCCCCACGACCUUCUCUUCAGGUUCCCGGUUUCCUUCACCUCAACAUGAUGGAAAAGAUGUGGGUGUCCCUUCACAUUCAUUGUUUUUGUUGUGUGUACAAUGGUCAUCGAAAAAUUCCAUCAACACAACCUCUCAUCUCCAGAUCACAUCCACCACCUGCUUGA
Messenger RNA from Pistacia vera, 324 nucleotides. RefSeq lists its product as uncharacterized. The transcript has 4 exons. NCBI's taxonomy places the organism in Eukaryota, Viridiplantae, Streptophyta, Magnoliopsida, Sapindales, Anacardiaceae. The coding region runs from base 1 to 324 and encodes 107 amino acids. The record is from RefSeq and is a predicted model, not a curated record.